This is a messenger RNA of Rotaria sordida, 2118 nucleotides long. Lineage: Eukaryota; Metazoa; Rotifera; Eurotatoria; Philodinida; Philodinidae. The record is from the annotation of a GenBank genome assembly.
AUGGAAAUGGAACAGUCCCCAAUUUCGAAAGCGCUCGCGUUGUCGAUUAGAUCAUUGGUUGCUGGUUUAUUGAAGAUCAACGUUGACCCAUCGUUACCUUCCAUCGUCGAUCAAUGGUGGUGUCCAAUAUGUUCUAUCCAAACAGAAGAUGCUCCACUUUGUCCAAUGUGUCAGCAGAUACUCUUGGAGUCUGCAGAAGAUCUUCCUAAUGAUGAUCAAUCAAAAUCAAAUGUAUUCUGUUAUGAAUAUACACCAAACGAUAAGAUUAUCAAUGUAGAAGGCGGUGCACAUGGUCAACGAAAACAUGUACUAGACAACGACGAUACACCAGGAUUACAAACACUUAUGUCAUUGACUGUUCGUGAUCGGCGGCAUAAGCAUGAAUCCAAUGCUGAAAUCAUAUUUGAAAGAAUCAUUAAACAUUGUAGACGGAAUAAACAAAAUUUUGUGGACAAUCAGUUUCCUCCAUCAACUCGAUCUCUCGGAGCAGACUCAUUCAAUCAAUAUUCACAAUGGCUACGAAUAUCAGAAGUUACUCCAUUGUCUCAUGAUGAUCGUAAAUUACCAUGGACAAUAUUUUCAUCUCCUAAACCGACUGAUAUUCAACAAGGUGCUUUAGGUAAUUGUUGGUUAAUAGCCGCUUUAGCUUUGAUUUCUGAACAACCUCGUUUACUUGAACAUAUUCUUCUUACAAAAAAAUAUAAUAAUGAAGGUGUUUAUCUUGUACGUAUUUGUCAUAAUGGUUUAUGGAAAACAAUUAUUAUUGACGACUAUUUUCCAUGCACGAAACAUAAAUAUUUAGUUUUCACACAAGCUAAACAUCGUCAAUUGUAUGCUCCAUUAAUUGAAAAAGCAUGUGCAAAACUAUAUGGUUCUUAUACUGCUCUAAGAGGUGGAGAUAUGCGUGAAGGUCUUCAAUUAUUGACUGGAGUACCAUGUGAAUAUAUUGAUCUUCAACCAUCGAAGAAUAUAUUUGAUAGUAAUUUAAUUUGGACUAAACUUUUAACUUCAUGUGAAGCAAAAUCAUUGAUUGGAACAGCAUCAGGUAGAAAUGAUGUAAGCUCAGAAGAAUAUGCUCGUGUUCAUAUUCAUAAGAAUCAUGCUUUUUCUAUUCUUUCUGCGUGUGAACUUGGAGAUGCAACAAAAAGAUUAGUAUUAGUCCGUGAUCCUCAUUCUCAUUCAAACUAUCGAGAAGAAGCAGUGACAGAAAGUAUUCUUAAACGAUUACGUUCAGUUAAUCCUGCCGAUAGUUCUGUGGGUGCUUUUUGGAUGUCAUGGCUUCGAUUCCUUCGUUAUUUUUCUUCCAUAAUUAUUUCAACUUAUAAUAGUGAUGAUUUUGAUAUACGUGAACAAUGUAAAUUUACUCGAUCAUCUACUGAACAUGUUAUGACUUAUUAUUUACAUGUACCAAAACGAACAUCGAUCACUAUAAGCGUGAUACAUCAUCGACAAGAUCGAAAAACACGUAGUUCUCAUAGUCAGACAUUUGUUUUAUGCGAUAUUGACGAUUUAAAAUCAAAUAGUAUUGUUGGUAAACGUAAAAGUAUAUUGAUAGGUAAACAAGGAGGACAUACAUACUGGAAUGGAUCAUUAUCAGCUGGUUAUUAUGUACUUAUACCUUUUUCAACUAGUUUCUGGAAAAAUGAUAAUUCAAAUAGAGAUUUUACUGUUGUCAUAAAUUCAAGUGUUCAACUUGAGUUAACUAUGAAAACAAAACCGGCAACAUUUCUUUCUGAUUGUCUAAUUUCAGCAGCUAUGAAAAAUUCUAAAAAGCAAAUGAACAAAGACGUUAUUGUUUAUACAACAUCAGGUGAAUUGGGAUUGAAAAUGCUUAUCGUCGAAAACCAAUCGGAUACACAUAAUCUAAUGUUUGACGUUAAUGUACAACAUGCAAAAAAUGUGCGUCAUUCUCGUCAUAGUGGCUUUCCUUUUAACACUCAUGAUUGUAUUCCACCUCGACAUCGUCAAAUAGUAUUUCUUACAGAGUGGAUUAAUAGACAUAGUGAAUCAGCUAGUUUGAAUUAUGCGUAUUCAUACAGUCAUGACAAACGAAUGAGUGAUCCAAAGCCGCCAAUUGAUACUUCCAAACGUGACUUUCAUUCACCACGAGCAAUUUAA